AUGGUGCUAUUUCUCAUUCCAGGUUUAAGUUUAUCUAUUCAUGGGGCUGAAAAGCAUUUGCAAAUCCAUCAACGGCGAAGUGUGGCAAGACACCCAGGGUCACGUCGCCAGCCUGUGGUCAGGCAUUCCUCACUUCCACCAGGCAGGAGGUCAAUAAAAAUGGAGGCAAGCUCUUCUGGAAUCACUAAUGGGAAAACCAAAGUCUUCCACCCAGAAGGAGGUGUGGAUUUGCAAGGCUACCAGCUGGAUAUGCAAAUACUACCUGACGGCUCAAAGAGUGAUGUGGACUUUUCAGAGAUUCUUAAUGCAAUACAAGAAAUGGCCAAGGAUGUCAAUAUUCUUUUUGAUGAAUUAGAAGCUGUCAACAGUCCUUGCAAAGAUGACGAUUCUCUGCUUCACCCUGGAAACCUGACCAGUACUUCAGAUGAUGCUAGUAGAUUGGAAGCAGGGGGAGAGACAGUGCCAGAAAAAAACAAAUCAAAUGGACUUUACUUCAGAGAUGGAAAGUGUCGAAUUGACUAUAUUCUUGUGUACAGAAAAUCCAACCCACAGACCGAAAAGAGAGAAGUAUUUGAAAGAAAUAUUAGAGCAGAAGGAUUACAAAUGGAGAAAGAGUCCUCUCUAAUAAAUAGUGACAUUAUCUUUGUGAAGUUGCAUGCCCCAUGGGAAGUGCUUGGAAGAUAUGCAGAACAAAUGAAUGUAAGAAUGCCUUUCAGGAGAAAAAUCUAUUACCUGCCCCGCCGGUACAAGUUCAUGAGCAGGAUCGAUAAACAAAUAAGCAGGUUUCGGAGAUGGUUACCUAAGAAGCCCAUGAGGCUGGACAAGGAGACACUGCCAGACCUGGAGGAGAAUGACUGCUACACUGCCCCUUUCAGCCAGCAAAGGAUCCACCACUUCAUCAUACACAACAAAGAUACUUUCUUCAACAACGCCACAAGAAGUAGAAUCGUACAUCAUAUUUUACAAAGAAUAAAGUAUGAAGAAGGAAAAAACAAAAUUGGUCUGAAUCGUUUGCUUACCAAUGGCUCCUAUGAAGCUGCAUUUCCUCUGCAUGAGGGAAGUUACAGAAGUAAAAACUCCAUUAGAACCCAUGGAGCGGAAAACCAUCGACAUCUGCUCUAUGAGUGCUGGGCCUCCUGGGGUGUGUGGUAUAAAUACCAGCCUUUGGAUCUUGUAAGGCGGUACUUUGGAGAGAAGAUUGGGUUGUAUUUUGCCUGGUUGGGCUGGUACACUGGCAUGCUCUUCCCAGCGGCCUUCAUUGGAUUGUUUGUUUUCUUGUAUGGAGUCAUUACUCUGGAUCACUGCCAAGUCAGUAAAGAAGUCUGCCAAGCUACAGAUAUCAUCAUGUGUCCUGUGUGCGAUAAAUACUGUCCAUUCAUGAGGCUGUCAGACAGCUGUGUUUAUGCCAAGGUAACCCACCUCUUUGACAAUGGAGCCACUGUCUUCUUUGCUGUUUUCAUGGCAGUCUGGGCGACAGUUUUCCUGGAGUUCUGGAAAAGACGGCGAGCUGUAAUUGCUUAUGACUGGGAUCUGAUCGACUGGGAAGAAGAGGAGGAAGAAAUACGGCCCCAGUUCGAAGCGAAGUACUCCAAGAAAGAGCGAAUGAAUCCUAUUUCAGGAAAGCCAGAACCAUAUCAAGCAUUUGCAGAUAAAUGCAGCCGACUUAUUGUUUCUGCAUCUGGGAUAUUUUUUAUGAUCUGCGUGGUGAUCGCUGCCGUGUUUGGGAUCGUCAUUUACCGGGUGGUGACUGUCAGCACUUUUGCUGCCUUUAAGUGGGCAUUAAUCAGGAAUAACUCUCAGGUGGCAACCACAGGGACUGCCGUGUGCAUCAACUUCUGCAUCAUUAUGCUGCUGAAUGUGCUCUAUGAGAAAGUUGCACUUCUUCUGACAAAUUUAGAACAGCCUCGCACAGAGUCCGAGUGGGAGAACAGCUUCACCCUGAAAAUGUUUCUUUUUCAGUUUGUCAAUCUGAACAGUUCCACAUUUUACAUCGCGUUCUUCCUUGGAAGAUUUACAGGACACCCAGGUGCCUACUUGAGACUGAUAAACAGAUGGAGACUAGAAGAGUGCCAUCCUAGUGGAUGCCUUAUUGAUCUCUGUAUGCAAAUGGGUAUUAUAAUGGUGCUAAAGCAGACAUGGAAUAAUUUCAUGGAACUUGGCUACCCGUUAAUUCAGAAUUGGUGGACCAGAAGAAAAGUACGACAAGAACGUGGACCCGAAAGAAAAAUAAGUUUCCCACAGUGGGAAAAGGACUACAACCUUCAGCCCAUGAAUGCCUAUGGACUCUUCGAUGAAUACUUAGAAAUGAUUCUUCAAUUUGGAUUCACAACUAUCUUUGUGGCAGCUUUUCCCCUAGCACCACUUCUGGCCUUACUGAAUAACAUAAUUGAAAUUCGACUUGAUGCCUACAAAUUUGUCACACAGUGGAGGCGACCUUUAGCUUCAAGGGCCAAAGACAUAGGAAUUUGGUAUGGAAUUCUUGAAGGCAUUGGAAUUCUCUCGGUUAUUACAAACGCAUUUGUCAUAGCGAUAACAUCUGACUUUAUCCCUCGCUUGGUGUAUGCUUAUAAGUAUGGACCUUGUGCAGGCCAAGGAGAAGCUGGACAAAAGUGCAUGGUUGGCUAUGUAAAUGCCAGCUUAUCUGUGUUUCGAAUUUCUGACUUUGAGAACCGAUCUGAGCCUGAGUCUGAUGGCAGUGAGUUUUCGGGGACUCCUCUCAAGUAUUGCAGAUACCGAGACUACCGUGACCCUCCUCAUUCACUGGUGCCCUAUGGCUACACACUGCAGUUUUGGCAUGUCCUUGCAGCUCGAUUGGCUUUUAUCAUUGUGUUUGAGCACCUCGUGUUUUGUAUAAAGCACCUCAUUUCAUAUUUGAUCCCAGACCUCCCGAAAGAUCUAAGGGAUCGAAUGAGAAGAGAGAAGUACUUGAUUCAGGAGAUGAUGUAUGAAGCAGAGCUGGAACGUCUCCAAAAGGAACGAAAGGAGAGGAAGAAAAAUGGUAAAGCACACCACAAUGAGUGGCCAUGACCAGGUAAUAGUUUAUUUCCAAACCAAGGACCUGAAUUCUGUUUACUUCUCCCAGCUGUGCAAAAGCACAUUCAAGUGAAUGACUAAAACGCAGCCGCAGUGCAUGUCGCAG
Molecule: messenger RNA, 3139 nt
Organism: Enhydra lutris kenyoni (northern sea otter)
Lineage: Eukaryota; Metazoa; Chordata; Mammalia; Carnivora; Mustelidae
Product: anoctamin 4
Exons: 27
Coding region: 1-3027 (1008 amino acids)
Biological process (GO): chloride transmembrane transport
Cellular component (GO): plasma membrane
Molecular function (GO): protein dimerization activity; chloride channel activity
Source: RefSeq, a predicted model, not a curated record